GGGUGUAACCUAUCAUUAUUAUUGUUGCACAUGAUGCUUACUUGGAGUUUCACUGUAUUCAGUAUAUUGUGUCUAAUGGCUGACUAUGUCUCAUUUCACAUUACAAUGAUUCUUACUGACACUGGAAGUUCCUGUUAUAGUAUGCUUGAGCAGAAGAGUUGGGUAAUAAUUCAACUCUAAUGAAGGACUUCCACUUACAAUACAUGUGUGGUGUGAGGUUUGCAACAUUUGCAACUUCACCCUUCAGUAUUGUGGAGUGCAACAUAAGACUGGCUCUAGUCUCGUCUUGUGUUACACUCUGCAGAGCUGAUGCAAUGGAUGGAGUUGCAUGAAAUUCAUAUAGCUUUAUGAUUAAUUUGGCUUAUCUCUAAGGAGGAGCCAGCAGUUUAUUUAACCCACCCACCAUUAAUUGUUUUUUUGGUGAUGCUCCAUGUCAUGAAACAUCAGGAGUUAUUAAAUAUUAAUUGAUAAAGACUGAUCAGUUAUUGAUAUGAAUUCAAUGUACAUGUGUACAAUAAUGAUGAAUACUUAUAAUUAGAGUUUAUUUGGUCAGAUCUGGUUCUAAUGAGCUUUCUAUUGCCUGUUAUUUUGCUACGAGUUGAUUGUAUUCACACUAUUGGUCAUGUUGCUGUCAGCAGGUACAAUUCCACUUAUAAUGGAAAGGCCUUUCAUUUUAUUUUCUGCUUUAAUAUGGAUACUCACGGCCUGCUCUUAUGGGACUUGGAGGAGAAAUAUGUCUACUUUAGCUGCUGCUGUUAUAAGAUGGCAUCUUCUUGUUAUGGUUCUUUUCUUGUGAUGUACCUGUUGACAGCAGCUGUUAUUCAUUUGUGUGAUGAUCGUACUUCAAUUUGUGGAACAACAGGCAAUAGAAAGCUCAUGUAUAUCGACCAUACUCAGUCGUUAUAUUGACGAGUUAAUUUGAAUUUGAUUUAUUAUUUGUUAUUUCGUGGGUGUGGCUAAUGCUGACCUUAAAUUGAUUCUCCUCAGAUGCAAUGGCAUCUUUUGAAAUGAAAGAAAAAAAUAUUUUUAUGACAUUUUAUUUAUAUUUAAUGAUACUAUUACAAUAAAUGGAUGGAUGGAUAGAUGGAUAGGUGGUGGAGGAUUAUUUUAUUCUUAAUCACAAAUAUUUGCAAUCUAUUCUAAAAUGAUUAUUUUCUAUUGGUGUAAAGUGUGACUCAAGAAGUGGUGGUAGUUUUUAAAGAAAUAUUUUUUUUGAUUGGAGCACAUGUAUAUACUGGUGAUUUUGGAGGAAGAGUAAGACUCAUGGCACAUUGUAGCUCUUUUCUUGUGGAUUUUAGCUCAUUUUUAUGUUAAUGGCAGCAACCUUCUCUUCUUCCAGCUUCGUUGUUGCUGGAGUUUGCAGUGUAGCCAUUAAAGAAAGGACCUCUAAGAAUCCAAGUUUCUUUUGAGAAUGGGGCUCGACAGUGUUUCAAGCCUAAAUGAUGUGAUUUUUUGUCUUCUGUUGACUUUCUGAAGUCUAACUUCACUUCAUUCUCCAUUUUUCUCCUUAGCAAGGAUGCCAUUUUUAUAACUUGGACACACCUUUCAGAUAUACAUACCCACUUUCAAUUUUUAAUUUUUGAGAAACUUUGCACAAAGUUACAAUUAGUUUAUCGUUCAUAAAUCACUGGCCUAAAUGAAAGUACAUGCAAUUGAAGAUAGGAUUCACACCAAAAAAACUUUUUAGAAAAAAAAACGAAGAACUGGCCCAGAUGUACAUAGGCCACAGCUUCUUAUACCAGCCGCCUCGUAAACUUUUUUUUUGGCAUAUUGAGUUCUUAGGUGCGCACAGUCUUCAAGGAGUUGAUACUACUUGGCAAUCAAUUGUGGAGCUCAGCCUUGAAUUUAUGUCUUUCCGUUUCAUAAUAUUCGGUAAAUUUGAUGAUGACUGACCAAAAAGUUUGAUAUCAGUAUAUCUCUGGCUUGUGCUGAAAAAAAUAAACUCUUUUCUCUAAUGACAACUAGUCUCAGUCUACUAACUGCUGUAGUACUCUUGUUGCACAUGCUUCACUUAUACAUUUAUGAAUUUACAAUGAAUAAAUUAUUGAGAAUACUUUGGGCCAUUUUUUCACUUUUAUUUCUACAUCUGCUACUUGUACGUGCUGAAAAAUAUUGAGAUGGAUAAGCUGGCACUGGGAUAAAAAAUUUCCAGAUUUCAAGGAAGAGGUUUGGUUGAAAUGAACUAAUAUAGCAAUAUUGCAUGCCGAUUGUACACGGGUGCUUCAUUUGUGCACUAAGAUGACAGACUGGCAUGAUGAGAUGAAAAGAGUGCAAGUGAUUCCUUCAUUCUUUCAGGAAUACAUUCAUUCCAAUUUUACUUAAUGUGCAUAGCAGUGCUAAGUGAAGGAGCCGAUAGUACCAUUAAUUAGUACAUGUAUUAAUGAAAUACAGUUGAGUUUUACAUGCACAUUCUGGCUAUGUGAGUAAGUAAAACAAAUUACUGACCUGAGUGACCUCCUUGCUGUGAUGACUAAUUUCUGGUAACUGUUACUUCUUUUGUGUCCUUGCAACCUCUUGGCACAGCUCUUUUUUUGACUGAACCAGUUUCUCUAAACCAACUUGUGACAGUUGAAACAUCAACACAUAAAUUAGAGGCAAAAGUUCUUCAAAUGCCUCCAGUAUGUAAUUACAAACGUCUUUGUCAGUCUCGUCAUAGCAAUCCCUGACAUAAAGGCAUAGAGAUAUUGCCAACUCAAUGAACUCAGACUCCGCCAUUGUGGUUUCACAUGCAGUUGGUGGGGUCAAUGUGACCAGUGGGUGGGGUUUAGCAAUUAUUGAUUGAUCAUCGAUCAUAAAACGAUCUUGUGAUUGUAAAAAUGUUGCGAUGCGCUUUGCGCAUCGCCAUGGUGUCUUUUUUAUUGUUCAUUAGUCUUUUUUUAAUUUUGACGGUUUUGGCGUUCCAUAGUACAUAUGUAUGUAUUAUGAUUAUAGCUGUUACCAUUUUUCUUUAAAUUUUUUGCAAUAAUAAAAAGAGUUAAAAUGCAUACUGGUAGUUGUAAGGCUAAAGCCCAACAUUGUGCUACAGGCCAGUCUUUAAUUAUCAAGGAAGGUGAAGUACCAUAUUGUAUAUUCCUGAUUUCUUGUUUUGUAAAGUGUAUGAUAGAUCAUCGGACUAUUUGGACAGGAAUGUCUUGUUCAUUAGUUAUUUUUGUAGCAGGGAGCUCUGAGUGGCUCCCUGCUACAUCACCUUACUAAAUAGGCAAUAGUGGCCUAUUGCAUGGCAUUGGCAUUCUUUCGAUUCACCUUGAAUAUGCUGUUCCUCUUCAACUUUGCAACCACUAAUUGAUCCAAUUUCUUUUGGAAUGUCAUUUGGUUUAAGGUUUGCACUUCAAAAAGAGCAUGGUGUGCUCGUUCAACAUUUUCCUGCCCACUUUGUUAUUAAUUUUUCAUCGUGCUAUAGCUGCCAGCUAACAAUGCAAUUUAAAAUGAAUUAAAAAUUACUGUGAGUAAUUUGGUAUCUGUAGUGAAUUGGUUCAGGUCCCCACCAAACAAUAGAUCGCCAAAUGUCAACCAUGACAUUUGUAGCCUGGUGUUUUUUAGUUGAUGUUUUCUAAUCUUGUACUCUACAGCUACAGGAAAUGAUGUUACUGACUGAUGGAGGAAAAUAGCUAGCUUCGUUUAUAAUAGAUAGGCAGGAAUAAAUUUUACAAUCCAGCACAUUUUUCUUGGUCAAAAAGUUAUCCCAAGGCAUCUGCUACACUGUUUCCUUCUGGUUUUUAGUUGCAAUCAGCUCCAAUUUUUUACAUACUGUAUAGCUGGUAUAUUUUGUCUGGAAAAAAUGUCUUUCUUAGCAGGAUUAAAGAUUUUUGAUUGUUUCGUUUUGCUCUAAGCAGGAAUCGUGUUUUCAGACGUAGUACUUUUUACUUGAUUGUUUUGAAGAGGAAGAAAGUUAAUGAGAUCUUCUACUUUUUAAAAGUGCAUUUUUUAUUUCAAGGUCUAAGAAAGGCCUGAAUGUAUCUUUUUUAUUUAUUCGUGAAUUUGGUGUUAUUAUGGUUGAUUAGACACCAGUUCUGUCGAUCAGAACACUUGAAUAUUGGUGGUCUAGUUUCUUUAUAACAAUAUAACGUUCUGUUGAACAUUGAACAUUUUUCUGAAUGACUAUAGACCAAUGAAAAUAAUAAAUGUGCCAAGUUGGCUUUUUAAUGAUUGAUUUUGAUUAAUUGUGUCUGACUGAAGUCAGCAAAAUGAAAAAAAAGAUUACUAAUAAUUUGAAAAUAAAAAUGUUGUAAUUAUAAUAAGAAUUCCCAUUCAGGGAUAUACUAGUGCAGAGACACUAGUGAUAUUUGUAUGUAAUUGAAACAAAAAUAAUAAAUCCCAACAUUGGGUAAUGCUAGUAUAUGGUUGAAACUGACCUUUGGAUUAUAUACAUAUAAUGGAUACUGUUGAAAUGAUGAUGAUGAUAGUGUUUUAUAAUGAACUGCUGGUUCAGUUCUUUUAUAUUUUUAUUUGUGUAUUUAUAUCAUUCUCGGGCCCCCAGUGUGGCAAUAGUAAAUGAUCAGCUCACCAUUCGGAAUGCUACCAUGGACUCAGUCAAGCGUUAUUCUGACGAAGUUCAGGCUCAUUUUUCAAAGUCUUCCGCCGGAAGUGUUUCUCUUUUUCCUCCCAAUCAGUCGGCCAUACCUUCAUUGCAACAACAGCAAUUAUCUGCUGCACAGGCUGCAUCUUUUAAUGAGUCUGAUGUUAUACAACAGCUAGCACUUGAAACUGGAAUGAAUUACGAUUACUCAAAGAAAUGUCUUGCCGAGAAUGGCUGGAACUACGAGAAAGCUAUUUCUACCUUUAGAGUUCUUCAGGGACAAGGAAAUAUCCCAUUAGAGGCCUUUCGUACUUAAUCUAUAUAAACUUCUCUCUCAUUGUUACAAAAGUUGUCUGUGACAAAUCAUUGUUUAAACUCUGUUACUUUUCUUCAUUUUAUAUGAUGUAUGUAUACUUUUAUUAAAAUGCUAAUUGGGCGGGGCUCGUUUAAGUCACGUGAUAUUGCUGGGAAUUUUUAACCCUUUGUUGCAAUGUUUGUUAACUAACUUAACUUGGUCUUGGUUCACUACGAAUAAAGGAAUCAUGAAAGAAAGAUUCACUACAGUUGAUCUCCUCGCCUCGAUAGAAUACUUGAAUAGAAGGCUAACAGGUAUGAGAGUAGCCAACAUUUAUGAUGUGGAUCACAAGACGUAUCUACUCAAACUAGCAAGGUCUGAAGAGAAGAUAGUCCUAUUGGUGGAGUCUGGUUGUCGCUUGCAUACAACUGAAUUUGAGUGGCCGAAACAUUUACAACCAUCGGGAUUUGCAAUGAAAUUAAGGAAGCACCUACGGACCAAACGUCUCAUAUCAAUCACUCAGUUAGGAGUUGACAGAGUCAUUGACAUGGUGUUUGGAUCAGGCGAAUACGCCCACCAUCUUAUCAUUGAACUCUAUGAUAGGGGUAAUAUAAUACUAACAGACCACACCUACUUGAUACUGAGUCUACUAAGAACAAGAACAGAUGCCGAUGCUGAUGUUCGUUUUGCUGUACGCGAGCAUUUCUCGAUGGACACAAUAAAACAGGAACAAAUCCUGCCCUCCAUCGAACAGGUUGCUGGGAUACUUGGGAGUGCAAAACCCGGUGAUCAACUAAGACAUAUAUUAAAUCCUCAUUUUGUAUAUGGUACGUCUUUAUUAACACAUUGUUUGAUUGGUAUUGGACUAACUGAGAACACUAAACUACCUGCUACUAAUGAUAGUCCCAUUGAUCCUGAUCAAGUUCUCAAGGCUUUACUGGAAGCUCAUGAAAUCUUUCAAAGUUUUCGCUCAAUGCCUUCAAAGGGUUACCUCAUUCAGAAGAAGGAUGUUGCUCCCACUGUGGGUGUGGCUACUUCUGACACGCCCACAACUUCAACUGAAGUGACAACGAACAUAGAGUUUCAUCCAUUACUUUACAGGCAGCAUCUCUCAUCUUGUUACAAAGAAGUAGAGACAUUUGACAGAGCAGUUGAUGAAUUUUUCUCUUCAAAGAGUAGUCAGAAACAAGAUGUGAAAGUCAUUCAAUUGCAAAAAUCUGCAGUCAAGAAGUUGGAAAAUAUCAAACAAGACCACGAGAAAAGAAUAGAAGCAUUGAGGAAAUCUCAAGAUGAGGACAGAUACAAGGCAGAACUCAUAGAGUGGAACACUGAUCUUGUGGAGAGAGCCUGUCUGGUGAUAAGGAGUGCUGUUGCCAGUUCUAUGGAUUGGGGUGACAUUGAGCUACUGGUACAUGACGCUCAAGGAAGAGGUGAUCCUGUAGCUAACAGCAUACAAGGACUCAAGCUCCACUCCAACCUCAUCACACUCUGGCUUAAGGCUCCUUAUGAAGAAGAUGACGAUGAUAGUGAUGAUGAAGAUAUUCCAAAAAAGAAAAAGAAGAAACCUUUUAAAGGUAUUAAAGUUGAUAUCGAUUUGGGUCUAUCAGUCUAUGCUAACGCUCGAAGAUAUUACGACAUGAAGAAACAAGCAGCAAAGAAGGAACAGAAAACAUCUGAAUCUUCAAAUAAAGCCCUCAAGUCAGCAGAACGAAAGACAAAGCAAACACUAAAGGAAGCAGCUGUCAUUUCUCGUAUCACAAAAGCUCGUAAAGUCCACUGGUUUGAGAAGUUCUAUUGGUUCAUCAGCUCUGAGAAUUUCGUUGUAAUUGGAGGGAGGGACCAACAACAGAACGAGCUGCUAGUAAAGAAAUACUUAAAUGAGCAUGAUGUAUAUGUACAUGCUGAUCUUCAUGGUGCGACUAGUGUCAUUGUUAAGAACCAUUCAGGGGGUCCGGUUCCUCCCAAGACCCUUAACGAAGCUGGUGUGAUGGCUGUCUGUUAUAGCUCUGCUUGGGAGGCAAAAAUUGUGACUAGCGCCUGGUGGGUCUAUGCUAAUCAAGUGUCAAAGACAGCUCCAAGUGGUGAAUAUUUGACUACUGGAAGUUUCAUGAUAAGAGGCAAAAAGAAUUUCCUUCCUCCAUGUCACCUAGUACUGGGAUUCUCAAUAAUGUUCAAAGUUGAUGAAUCAUCUCUUGCUAAUCAUAUCAAUGAGAGAAGAGUCAGAUCAGCUGAUGAAGAUCAGCUAUCAAUUAUGAGUGACUCUGUGAGCGAAAUAUUACUAGAAGAAGAGAUUAUUGAAGAAGAUGAAGAAGAGAUUGAAGGAGAAGAACACAAUGACCAGCCAUUAGAGGAAGGAAAAGGAGCAGAGCUGAAAGAGGAUGAGAGUGACAAUGAUGAAGUAGAGUUUCCUGAUACUGCCGUCUCAAUACAGGCCAGUACUAGUACUGAAGGGGGCGGAGUCAGACUUCAGGUUCAACGUGUUGAUAGUACAGUAUCAGUCGAGGAUAGUGAAGCCACACCUCUUAAUGGAGAAGGGCGUGUCACUUAUCAUCGGCACAUAUCGGCAAAAGAGAGAAAACUAUUAAAGAAGCAGUCUUCUUCCAAAGGACACGAGGCUAGUUCUACACCUGCUAGCUCUAAGCCACACCCCAAACCACAGCCACUACCUCAGCCUCAAUCACAGCAGUACAAACGUGGGCAGAAGUCAAAGCAAAAGAAGAUUAAAGAUAAAUAUGGAGAUCAAGACGAGGAGGAGAGAGAAAUGAGAAUGAACUUAUUAGCUUCGAGUGGUGCUUUAAAGGAAAGUAAAGGAAAGAAAGGAAAGGGUAAAGGAGGAGGUAAUGGUGGCAAGCGAAGUGGUGAUAUUGGACAAUCAUUUAAUCCUAAGGAUAAGUACCAUCAUAAGAAGAAGUCCUUAGAGACAGCUAAUAAUGUAUUGGAACAGCAUCACAGACAGCAACCGCCAGCUUUACUAGUACAACAAGAGGAGGAGAUGGAACAAACUGUUUCAGAUACAGCAUUUGUUGUUGUUAAUAAUGAUAAUGAUGAUACUAAAAGAAUGGACUCUGAUUCUACUCAUGAAAUUCUCUCUACUGACCUGGUGACAUCUUUUACUGAUACUAAUCAAUCUAGCUCUUCCAUUACUCCUUCAUUAUAUGACCCCAGUUCUACUGAUACUGUCCAUACUACUAGUGAUACUGUCAUUAAUCAUGACUCUACUACUGACCAGCAGUUCCUGUCUACUAAUACCACCAUUAGCUCUCCUCCACCAGUUACUAAUGAUGAGUCACUCCCUCCAUCAACCACUGAAGUAGUGAAUGAUGAAAUGGAGUCGGAUGAAGAAGAAAAGAGAGCAAUACUGGCUGAUGAGAAUAUACUCCAAUUAGAGGAAGCUCAAAAAGAAAUGUUUGAUUUGGACUCACUGACCGGUUCUCCUUUACCAAAUGAUGAAUUACUUUAUGCAAUACCUGUGUGUGCUCCUUAUUCUGCCAUGCAUAACUACAAGUUUAAAGUGAAAUUGAUACCGGGUACAAACAGAAGAGGGAAAGCUGCCAAGACUGCAGUGCACAAGUUUGUACAGUCAAAGGAUUCUACACAAUUAGAGAAAGAUCUGCUGAGAAGUAUUAAGGACAAUGACUUGUCUAGAUAUUUUCCAGGAAAAGUAAAAAUGACACUACCACAACAAAGUCUAAGAACUAAACACAAAUGAUGCUAAAAAUAAUUAUUAUUUAUGUUGUAAAAUUUGUAUAAAAAAUAAUCCUCAAGUUUCCCAUGUUAACUU
Amphimedon queenslandica is the source of this 8592-nucleotide messenger RNA. Its product is annotated as nuclear export mediator factor Nemf-like. Bases 5059 to 8520 code for a protein of 1153 amino acids. Gene Ontology annotation, molecular function: tRNA binding; ribosomal large subunit binding. Lineage: Eukaryota; Metazoa; Porifera; Demospongiae; Haplosclerida; Niphatidae. Gene Ontology annotation, cellular component: RQC complex. The record is from RefSeq and is a predicted model, not a curated record. Gene Ontology annotation, biological process: ribosome-associated ubiquitin-dependent protein catabolic process; rescue of stalled cytosolic ribosome. The transcript has 34 exons.